Messenger RNA from Knipowitschia caucasica, 384 nucleotides. The record is from the annotation of a GenBank genome assembly. Lineage: Eukaryota; Metazoa; Chordata; Actinopteri; Gobiiformes; Gobiidae.
AUGAGGGGGGGGGACUUCCUCACCGCCACAAACACAAACCAAAGCGAACGUGACUCCGCCGUGGAUCUAGCGUCGGUCCUGCAUUGGCGGACAAAGAGCCCCGACCCGCGGCGACAGGCAUCUCCCGCUGCCCCUGGUGCUCCUGGUGCUUCUGGUGCUCCCGUGCGGCUCAGUGCGUCUCCGCUCGUGACGUCCCAGCGGCACACGGGACAGAGGAAGCAGGUGGCGUGCGAGCGGGACGGGGGCACGGGGUUAAGCCUCCAAACACAAUGUCGCUACAAUAAAGUGGCACACACAGGCUCCACUCAGGUCCAAUCUGGAUCUGAGAGGAUCGCAAUCUCAUCAGCGUUUUACACAAGUAUUGGUUCUUGCGGCUGCCGGUAA